CCCCGCAGGAGCCCGAAGCCGUCAUGGGGACGCCGAGCAGCCCCGAGCUGGGGACCCCGUCGCCGCCCGUCCCGGAGUGCGACGCGGAGGUCCAGCCCCAAGAGCCCGCCCGGCCCCAGGGGCACCCCGAGGACUCCCGCGAGCAGGGGGCGCCCGAGGACCCGGCGGAGCUUCCGAGCCACCCGGGCGCGGAGCAGCAGGCGGACGACGAGGAGGACGUGGGAGAAGGGAGCAGUACCGAGAGCAGCCGCGACGCGGUGAGGGCCCGGAGCGCGACAGCCGCGGGACGCCCAGACGGACUCAGACCCGAACGGGUGACGGGCACGGAGCCCGAGGCCACGCCUCUGGUACAGGUCCUCCCAGCAUCUCUCGCGUCCACCCCUUUUGGGGAUGGGGUGCGAGGGGCGGCGCGGCGGCUGCGAGGGCAGCAGCUGGAGGCGCUGACUCGCGUGGCCCUGAUGGAGCAGCGAGUGAAAGAGCUGCAGCGCCAGAAGAAGGAGCUGAAGAUCGAGAUGGAGGUGGAGGUGGCCCUGCUGCGGGGCGAGCUGGCCGGGGAGCGAGUGGCCGCUCGGCGGGAGGAGGAGCAGCUCCGGGAGUUGCUGGGGCAGCAGGUGGCCGCGGAGCAGCGGGAGCAGGAACAGAGGCGGCUGAGCCAGGAGCGGGAUCGCGUGGAGGGUCUGCGCCGGAGACUGCAGGAGGCCCAGGGGCAGCUCGACUCACAGCCGGAGGACCAGCGCGAGAAGCUUCUGCAGAGGGUGCAGGAGAUGAGGGAGCAGCUGGACGUGGCCCAGCGUGCCUAUGAGGACCUGGAGUUCCAGCAACUGGAGCAGGAGAGCCGGCAGGAGGAGGAGGACCGGGACAGCCCUGGGGCCCGGGCACCAGACCCCAAGGUCCAGGAACUUCAGGCCAGCGUGGCACAGCACAGGCGCCGUAUCCAAGUCCUAGAGGAGCAGCUCAAGUCGCUGGGGGAGCAGAAGGCGGCCGAGAGCUGGGGGCUGAACCAGAAGAAGGAGGAGGCUCUUCAGGCCCUGACGCAGGAACGGAGCCGGCUGCUCGAGCUCAACCGCCUGCAGGGGACACCGGGUGGGGACUUUUCUGAGCCCAACCAGGCCCUCACGAAGCUGCUGUUCACACAGAAAACAGACCGCCAGCUGCUGGUGCUCCAGGACCCCACUGCCCGCGCCGCUGCCACCGCCACCUCCUCCUGCCUCUUCUCCGUCCACAGCUCCCUGCAGGGCUCCAUUGGCCUCCAGAGGACCGGGAGCCUUCCCCGGAAAAGGGGAGAGAGGGCGAGCCAGAGAGGAUCCUCUCGACCUCUGUCCCUCCACUGUAAGGGACCCCUGGAGGCCUCAGCUCUCCCGCCACCAGUGGGGGACUCCAGCAGACACCCCCUCUACCAGCUGCUGAACUAUGGCCCCGGGAAUAGCUAUGGGGCCCUCCACCCGGACAUCGCUCACAUGGAGAGGCUCCUGAAGCAGGCCGUGGCCGAGAGGGAGCGGCUGCUCAAGGCCAGGGAAGGCAGGAGAAGGGACACAGAAGCUUCCUCAGGCUCCGUUCCUGCCAUCACGGCGCCGCCCGCACCCCCACCCCACCCUCCAGGCCCGCGUGUCUUGGAUCUCCGGCAGCACCUGGAACGCUGGGGCCACAGCCCGGAAAGCUGCCCGCAAGUGCGGGUGUCGGGGUGCUGCUGCCGCGGACCCCUGGUGAAGAUGGGCGGCCGCAUCAAGACCUGGAGGAAGCGAUGGUUCUGCUUUGACCGCCAAGCCCGCCGCCUGGCCUACUACGCGGACAAGGACGAGACCAAGCUCAAAGGUGUCAUCUACUUCCAGGCCAUUGAGGAAGUCUACUACGACCACUUGCGCUGUGCCUUCAAGAGCCCCAACCCCCGCCUGACGUUCUGCGUCAAAACCUACGAACGCCUGUUCUACAUGGUGGCCCCGAGCCCGGAAGCCAUGCGCAUCUGGAUGGACGUCAUCGUGACCGCAGCGGAUGAAAACCACGCCCCCUGAGCGCCCCGCCCGCUUGGGGGCGGUCCCUGCGAGGCUCCGCCCUCGCACGCUGGCGGCGGCGCUCCGAGGCCCCGCCCACUUCCGGAAAACCCGGGCCCGCCCCUUUGGAACUCUCCCGGGAAUUCUGCUGUCGCUGCGGCUCUGCUGGCCCGAGCCCUGGCGUUCUAGGUGGCAGGAGUCUUUCCGCGACGGGAUCGCCGGCCCCUGAGGCCCUGCCCGGGGCGGGAGGAAGAUUGCAGGGGCGGGAAGGAACUAUUUAUUGGUGCUCCUGUGAUACCGAAUUAAAUACGGAGGAAGGAAAACAGG
Microcebus murinus (gray mouse lemur) is the source of this 2315-nucleotide messenger RNA. Lineage: Eukaryota; Metazoa; Chordata; Mammalia; Primates; Cheirogaleidae. The record is from RefSeq and is a predicted model, not a curated record.